AUGGCCUGCCCGGGCUCUGGUGACAGCCUCUCCUGGCGUGGUCUUUUGCUCCGCUUGGAGGGUGAAGCAUCCCCCUUCAAGGAUCUCAGCUCUCCGGAACCAGCACAGCCUCCCCAGUCUCCCACAAUAGUCACCCAUGUGACUGCACGACACGUCUUUCACUCCUCUCUUCUGAGAGGCGAAGAUGUCCGCAAAAAGAUUCAAGGCCUCGAAGAAGGGUUCGAUGACCUUCAGGUGUGCGCGGACCCCGGCAUCCCUGAGAAUGGCUUCAGGACGCCCAGCGGAGGGGUUUUCUUUGAAAGCUCUGUCACCCGUUUUCACUGCCAAGACGGAUUCAAACUGAAGGGCUCUACAAAGAGACUGUGUAUGAAGCAUCUAAACGGAACCCUAGGCUGGAUCCCGAGCGACAGACCCGUCUGUGUGCAGGAAGAUUGCCGCAUCCCGCAAAUUGAAGAUGCUGAGAUUCAUAACAAGACAUACAGACACGGAGAUAAGCUAAUCAUCACUUGUCAUGAAGGAUUCAAGAUCCGGUACCCUGACCUAUACAAUGUGGUUUCAUUAUGUCGUGAUGAUGGAACAUGGGACAAUCUGCCCAUCUGUCAAGGCUGUCUGAGACCACUUGCCUCUUCUAAUGGCUACGUGAACAUCUCUGAGUUCCAGACCUCCUUCCCAGUGGGAACUGUCAUCUCCUAUCACUGCUUCCCUGGAUUCAAACUCGAGGGGUCAGAGUAUCUUGAAUGCUUGCACAACCUUAUCUGGUCGUCCAGCCCACCCCGGUGCCUUGCUCUGGAAGCACAGAUCUGUCCGCUACCUCCAAUGGUGAGUCACGGCGAUUUCAUCUGCCACCCGCGACCUUGCGAGCGCUACAACCACGGAACUGUGGUGGAGUUUUACUGCGACCCCGGUUACAGCCUCACCAGUGACUACAAGUACAUCACCUGCCAGUACGGGGAGUGGUUUCCAUCCUAUCAGGUCUACUGCAUCAAGUCAGAGCAAACGUGGCCCAGCACCCAUGAGACCCUUCUGACUACAUGGAAGAUCGUGGCGUUCACGGCGACCAGCGUGCUGCUGGCGCUGCUGCUCGUCAUCCUGGCCAGAAUGUUCCAGACCAAGUUCAAGGCCCACUUUCCCCCCAGGGGACCUCCCAGGAGUUCCAGCAGUGACCCCGACUUUGUGGUAGUGGAUGGCGUGCCCGUCAUGCUCCCGUCCUAUGACGAGGCUGUGAGCGGCGGCUUCAGUGCCUUAGGCCCCGGGUACCUGGCCUCUGUGGGCCAGGGCUGCCCCUUACCCGUGGACGACCAGAGCCCCCCAGCAUACCCCGGCUCAGGGGACACAGACACGGGCCCGGGGGAGUCAGAGACCUGCGACAGCGUCUCAGGCUCUUCGGAGCUGCUCCAGAGUCUAUAUUCACCUCCCACGUGCCAAGGGGGCACCCGCCCCGCUUCCGACAACCCUGACACAGCUCCCAGCACAGCGGGGGAGGUGGCAUCCACCAGCCCGGGCAUCGAUAUUGCAGAUGAGAUCCCUCUAAUGGAAGAAGAUCCAUAA
Molecule: messenger RNA, 1548 nt
Organism: Budorcas taxicolor (takin)
Lineage: Eukaryota; Metazoa; Chordata; Mammalia; Artiodactyla; Bovidae
Gene: SUSD4
Product: sushi domain containing 4
Exons: 10
Coding region: 1-1548 (515 amino acids)
Biological process (GO): negative regulation of complement activation, alternative pathway; negative regulation of complement activation, classical pathway
Source: RefSeq, a predicted model, not a curated record